AACUGUGCGCCUCUCAAUCACCACACAGCUGAUCAGGAUGGCGACGAGUCAAGCGAAACAGGAGCCGGAGAACUAUUCGUUUCUACCUCUUAUUCACGAUAUAAUCAAAUGCAUGGACAAGGAGAGUGCGGACGUCCACGGGGAGCUGAAUAAGCUGAAGACGCGUAUCCAGGAGAUGAGAGAUCAGAUCCAGGCCAUGCCGGGAAUAGACACCUCCGCAGAGGAGCAGCAGGAGGCGCUAGAGACCCUACGGCAACAAGUGGCCACCAAGAACCAGCUGCUGCACAAGUACAGGGGACUCUGCAUGUUCGACAUCCCCAAAGCAUAGUACAGCUGCGCUGUGUGUGUGUGUGUUUGUGUGUGUGUGUUUGUGUGUGU
Engraulis encrasicolus (European anchovy) is the source of this 378-nucleotide messenger RNA. RefSeq names its product mediator of RNA polymerase II transcription subunit 9-like. Bases 38 to 328 code for a protein of 96 amino acids. Gene Ontology annotation, cellular component: mediator complex. Gene Ontology annotation, biological process: regulation of transcription by RNA polymerase II. The transcript has 2 exons. Lineage: Eukaryota; Metazoa; Chordata; Actinopteri; Clupeiformes; Engraulidae. The record is from RefSeq and is a predicted model, not a curated record. Gene Ontology annotation, molecular function: transcription coregulator activity.